UGUCCAGCAGCAUUUCUCAAGAUGAUGUGUUUGAUUUAAAGGUCAUAGCUGAAUUAAAUGCAUUUAAUGUCUUUAUCUGUGAUCAGAAGUGUAACAUUGCAGAUAUUAAAAUACAUGGAAUGGAUGCCUCUAUUUCUGUGAAGCCAAAGGAGACUGAUGUGUUUGCCAGACUUAAGAAUAUCAUAGUUACAAAUGUUGAUUUGUUGUCUACUCACAAAAAGGCUGUCUCUAUUUUGGGAGAUGAAGUCUUUAGGUUCCAAAUGACUCUUUAUCCAGAUGCUACAGAAGGAGAGUCCUAUGCUGAUAUGUCUAAAGUAGACGGGAAACUUAGUCUCAAAGUGGGUUGUAUUCAGAUUGUUUAUGUUCAUAAAUUCUUCAUGUCUCUUUUGAACUUCCUCAACAAUUUCCAAACUGCCAAAGAAGCUUUGAGUGCAGCCACAGUCCAGGCUGCAGAAAGAGCUGCUUCCAGCAUGAAAGACUUGGCUCAAAAAAGUUUUCGCCUUUCGAUGGAUAUCAAUUUGAAAGCACCAGUUAUUAUUAUUCCUCAGUCUUCUGUAUCACCUAAUGCCAUUAUAGCAGAUUUGGGUUUAAUCAGAAUUGAAAACCAAUUUAGCUUGGUUCCUAUGAAGCAUAAUUAUUCUCUUCCCCCAGUCAUUGAUAAAAUGAACAUCCAACUCACCCAGUUGAAACUGUCCAGGACUAUUUUGCAGGAUGGCUUGCCACAGCAGGACAUUGAAAUUUUAGAACCAGUCAACAUGCUUUUGUCCAUACAGCGAAAUUUAUCGGUAACAUGGUAUGUGCAAAUUCCAGGGAUGGAGAUAAAAGGAAAACUAAAACCUAUGCAG
Messenger RNA from Galeopterus variegatus (Sunda flying lemur), 845 nucleotides. RefSeq names its product vacuolar protein sorting-associated protein 13C-like. The record is from RefSeq and is a predicted model, not a curated record. NCBI's taxonomy places the organism in Eukaryota, Metazoa, Chordata, Mammalia, Dermoptera, Cynocephalidae. Gene Ontology annotation, cellular component: extrinsic component of membrane. The transcript is spliced from 5 exons. Gene Ontology annotation, biological process: protein targeting to vacuole; protein retention in Golgi apparatus; mitochondrion organization. The annotation marks the transcript as partial.